Manduca sexta (tobacco hornworm) is the source of this 1121-nucleotide messenger RNA. RefSeq names its product translocon-associated protein subunit beta (gene SsRbeta). The record is from RefSeq and is a predicted model, not a curated record. The transcript has 3 exons. The coding region runs from base 158 to 730 and encodes 190 amino acids. Gene Ontology annotation, cellular component: membrane; endoplasmic reticulum. NCBI's taxonomy places the organism in Eukaryota, Metazoa, Arthropoda, Insecta, Lepidoptera, Sphingidae.
UUGAACGCAGCUAAAAAGUGAAAUCAUGCCAAAUCUAGCAAUAAUUUUGGACGCGUGGAGUGAAACGUCAGCCACGUACGAACGACUGUCAUAUGCCAUUCACAACUUUACGGGACAUUUUAUUUAGAAAAACGAUAUAAGUGAGAAAUAAGACAGAAUGACCGCGAAAAUUCUAUACCUGGUGCUGUUCAUCGUUGCGGCGGUGUCGGCUGACGACGAGCCGGCGGUGGCGAGGUUAUUAGUAUCAAAACAAGUGCUGAACAAAUACUUGGUAGAAAAUAUGGACAUUUUAGUGAAAUACACCCUGUACAACGUCGGCACGGCGCCUGCUGUAGACGUGAAGCUGGUCGACAACGGGUUCCACCCUGAAGUGUUCACGGUGGCGGGCGGGCAGCUUAGCGCGGAGAUCGACAGAAUCGCGCCACAGACGAAUGUAUCGCAUGUCGUGACGGUGCGCUCCAACCGCUACGGGUACUUCAACUUCACCUCCGCUGAGGUCACGUACAAGCCCAGCGAGGAUGCUACUGAGGUCCAAUUCGCAAUCAGCAGUUCUCCUGGAGAGGGCGCUAUCGUCGCCUUCAAAGAUUACGACCGCAAAUUCUCCUCUCACAUCCUCGACUGGGCGGCGUUCGCAGUCAUGACUCUGCCAUCUCUCGCGAUUCCAUUCGGCCUUUGGUACUCGUCGAAGAGCAAAUACGAAAAACUCUCAAAGCCUAAGAAGGGUCAUUAGUUUAGUUCUAGUUAGUUAACUGUUGAUAAUGUUUUAUGUACUUGAAAUAAUGAAUCAUCCUACUAAAAGCGUUUGAGCUUAGUUUUUGCACUAAGCUCAAUAUUGUGAGCUUGGUUUGAAUUAAGCUCAAUGAUACGAGCUUAGUUUGAAUAAAGAAUUUGUAUGGAAUAUUAAUAAUUGUGUAUUUUUUGACAUUUGAAGUGUUUUGAAGUUUGAUAAAAUAUACAAAUAAUGUGAUCAAUUAAUUUGUGUAAAUACUCAAUAUGAAUCGAAUUUACAGGGUGCAUAGAACAUUAGCAGCGGUCCUCAUUUCCUCAUUAGUGUCGUUUCACCCACAUUUUAAUUGUUAAUAUAAUUUAUAUGAACAAUAAAACAAAAGAUUUUUAUAGUA